Messenger RNA from Acipenser ruthenus (sterlet), 5946 nucleotides. RefSeq names its product pantothenate kinase 3-like. The coding region runs from base 478 to 1590 and encodes 370 amino acids. Gene Ontology annotation, molecular function: pantothenate kinase activity; ATP binding. The transcript has 7 exons. The record is from RefSeq and is a predicted model, not a curated record. Gene Ontology annotation, biological process: coenzyme A biosynthetic process. Lineage: Eukaryota; Metazoa; Chordata; Actinopteri; Acipenseriformes; Acipenseridae. Gene Ontology annotation, cellular component: nucleus; cytosol.
AGGUGGGCAUAUUCUGCGUAGCCUGGUGUCACUGUAUGGUAUGAUACAUUGGCUGUUGCAAUAUGAUUAUCAGCUGAGUGCCUUUGUCUUGUAUGUAGUGGAGCUGUGUUUGUUGUCUUUUAAUGGCAGGUUAUUAUUUUUUUAAAACAAAUUGCUACUAAAGACUCGUUUUAGAGUACUUAAACUAGGCGAAGGUGUUUAUAUACAUAUUUCUUUAUACGUAAUUGACCGUAGUCGCGGCGUAGACAGUGUUAUUGUACAACUGCUGUAGCCGGGGGAGGUUUGCUGGGUCUUGUCACGAUAAUUCAGUGCUAUUUCGUUUGUGUAACAGUGUGCUUUUAUCGCGCUACCAGCAGAGUGAAUUUGCGGAUGCCGCGCAGCUAAAUUAAACAUAGGACGGCAUUAUAAAUUAAUGAGCGCCAGUCAGUACACACACAAACACACGCAAGCUCUAGAAUUCAGCCUCCUUCGCAAGAAAUGAAAAUCAAGGAUGCCAAAAAACCAUCCUUCCCCUGGUUCGGCAUGGACAUCGGCGGGACGCUGGUGAAGCUGGUGUACUUCGAGCCCAUCGACAUCUCGGCAGAGGAGGAGCAGGAGGAGGUAGAGAGCCUGAAGAGUAUCCGCAAGUACCUGACCUCCAACGUGGCGUACGGCUCGACGGGCAUCCGCGACACCCACCUGGAGCUCAAGAACCACACCCUGCUGGGGCGCCGUGGCAACCUGCACUUCAUCCGCUUCCCCACCCACGACCUGCCCACCUUCAUCCAGAUGGGCCACGACAAGAACUUCUCCACCCUGCACACCGUGCUCUGCGCCACCGGCGGAGGGGCCUACAAGUUUGAGCAGGAGUUCCGCACGAUUGGAAACCUGCAGUUGCACAAAAAAGACGAGCUGGACUGCCUGGUUAAAGGUCUUCUCUACAUCGACUCCCCCAGUUUCAAUGGCCAGGCUGAGUGCUACUACUACGAGAACGCCAUGGAACCGGAGAAGUGCCGGAAGAUGCCUUAUAACCUGGAGGACCCCUACCCCCUGCUGGUGGUCAACAUUGGCUCGGGGGUCAGCAUCCUGGCUGUGUACUCCAAAGACAACUACAAGAGGGUGUCUGGAACCAGUCUAGGAGGAGGGACUUUCUUGGGCCUGUGCAGCUUGCUGACAGGUUGUGACAGUUUUGAGGAGGCCCUAGAGAUGGCUUCAAAGGGGGACAGCACCCGCGCGGACAAGCUGGUGAAGGAUAUUUACGGCGGGCACUAUGAACGGUUCGACCUGCCAGGAUGGGCUGUGGCUUCCAGCUUCGGAAACAUGAUCCACAAAGAGAAGCGAGAGGCCGUCAGUAAAGAGGACUUGGCAAGAGCUACCUUGGUGACCAUCACCAACAACAUUGGCUGGAUAGCAAAGAUGUGCGCUGUGAGCGAGAAAAUAGACCGAGUGGUCUUUGUCGGCAACUUCUUGCGUGUGAACACCCUGUCGAUGAAGCUCCUGUCCGACGCACUGAAAUACUGGUCACAUGGGCAGCAGGAGGCGCUGUUCCUUGAACACGAGGGCUACUUUGGGGCAGUGGGUGCCCUCCUUGGUCUGCUUGACGUCGACUAGAGCCCCUGCCCCCUGCUCAUCCGCUGCAUGGGGACGGUGAGGUAACCUCCGACUGGAAACCCAAGCACUGCGAAAGAAGCUUUUAAAUAGGAAUUCGUGGAGGGAGCCAGAGAUGACAGGUUUCCUGUAAUGUAUAGUGAGACUUUCGUUUAUUUGCAACAACAACAAAAUCAAUACCUACCUGCAGUUUGUUUUUGGGUCCAAUUUGAUUAGCGGUCAGUAUAAUAAGUUACUGACUGCUGCUCUGCAACCUCUGACUCAUGUGCUGAUGAAACCUGUAAGCCCCUUAGAUACUCUACAGUAUAGGACAGCAGAGGAGGAAAAGGGGCAGAAUGUCUAUACUGUAUAUUAGCGAAAUAGUUAGGUUUGUACUAUGAGGUGACACAUAUAAGAAACUCAAAUAGGCAAAUGUACACAAUGAUGAAGGAAACGCUUGAAUACUUGACUCAUCUAUUUUUUUGUGACAUCUGUAUUAUCCACAUGCAGAGAGAUUAAGGUGAACAUGUAUUUUUUUAUCAUUUAGAUUUAAAAAAAGAAAUCAUCCUUUUUUCUGUGAUUGUUUAUAAUGCAGGUGUGUAUGUAUGUGUGUGUGUGUGUAUAUAUAUAUAUAUAUAUAUAUAUAUAUAUAUAUAUAUAUAUACUCUAGCAAAUAUGCAAUUAAGAUCUGCAAAUCUAGCUUUUGCUGCCAUUUCAGCCAUCUUGACGACAUGCAGCAGUAACAGCAGUCUACAAACUUGAACAGCGCAGACAUGUUCAAUAUCUUUAUGUUUAAUUAACUCCUUUUUUUUUUUUUUUUGAUGGAGAAAAACUCCUGUUACACAACUGAAACUAAACAACUAGGUUAUUCUAAUUCACUGGGCCAUACUCACAACGCAUAUAUAUAUAUAUAUAUCAGUACCUAUUUACCCAACGCUCAGUUGCCCAAAAACGCCCACAAAUGAAUAUAUAUAUAUAUAUAUAUAUAUAUAUAUAUAUAUAUAUAUAUAUAUUAUAACACCUUCAUCACUUCUUGUGAAUAAUGUAAAAAGCUCAGGUGGUAUACAUUGCUAAGUAAUUGUAAAGCUGUUUUUGUCAUUUUGAAUAUAUGUUUUUUAAUCUAUGCGUGUAUUAUAUGUUUCUUGUAACACACACGUCUUGCCUCUUAGUCUUGCGUGAAUCUGCAUUGGUCUCAUUGUCUUUCAGAGUAAUGUUUGAUUUGGUUGCUUUUAAUUUGAGGUUUGUAAUUGGCAUGAUUAGUCAUUCCAGUAUGGAUAUAUAUACAGCAGCCACUGGGUUGUACCGCACAAGUUUUCAACACUGCUGUAAAAUAUUGAAGUACAAGUUACACUGCCUGCAUUCCGUGGUAUUGACAGUUCAAGCAAACGCCGACAGCUGUCAAUCUACUGUUAUUGAAACUGUAAAUACAGCAUGUGUAGCUGUACGGUAUUGUUCUUAAAGUUCGCCAUUACGCCUUCUACAUCAUUGUGCUUUAAACAGUUUUAUCGGAAGGACCUGAACCAGCCAGUGUUUUAUCGGUUUAUACAGAGCACAGGAAUACACUCGGGUCACAGUUCAACAGUCUGAGACCUCAGUGUUAUAAUAAGUCUUGAUUACUUAUUUUAUAAGUAGCAGUGUGGAUAUAAACCCACAGAUUAAAUGCAUGACGUAUCAGAGGAGUGGCAGACCACCUUCUUUUUCUUCUUUAUAUCCAUAUGACCUUUUCUGGUUUUUACUAAUAAUUUUUUCUGUAAAGCCUUUAAUCUGUGCUUGGACAUUCGCAGUGUAGAUGGGUUGUGUUUGUGCUUGAAACUUUUCAAAUCCUUGUGGCUUUUUACCUUAAUCUUCAUUUUCUGAAGUAGCCAGGCAGCUGUUCCGAUCCCCAGCUCUCAACACAUGCAAGUCCUCACACAUCUACCUCAUGUGAAGCCAUCCAGGUUCCUAUUAGAACUGUUCCACAUCAUUGCAGUUUAAUUUGUGGAAAAGCAGACAGUAUCUCAGAUGAACCAGCAGGGUGUGUGUGUUGCAUCAUACUACUGUAUGUUGUAGAUGUAAGAAACGCACAUUACACCCACUGGUGAGAGACAUGCUACUGGUUUGCUCUGGUGUACCUAAUGUACUUGGAACUUAGACAUGAUUCUGAGAGCUCUUGAGACAACCGGGGUGCUUUAACUCAAUUUGUCCCCCCCCCAAUCUCCUGUUGGACCCAACAAAGUGCUAUUUUUAGGUCAAAUGUCUUACCCCGUUUGACCAUUUGAAGCACUUUUUAAAAUUAUUUAAAUUUUUUUGUAACAUAUAUAUAUAUAUUCUUUUCUGAAACAUUAUAAACUGUCUCUUGCAUUUUAGCGCUCGCACUCUUUAAUUCUAAGUGUAGGCAGAAGCAGAUGUGUCAAAAGUUGUGUUGACAGACCCAACACAUUCACUAAAGAGUUAGUCUCUGCCUGUGUUCUGGCAUGCGGUUGCCUUGUGUUUUACUGUGUCUUUACAGUAUGGACUGUACUGAACAAUAACUCUGAAAUACUAAGUCUGGACCACUGUAACUUUGAGAAUGGCUGGGUAGUCUGUACACUGUAUUUUUUAACUUGAUGACUGACAAGUAUUUAAAUUCUACGUUAGCAUGUAAAUAAGAGAAAUGGUUGUUGUUGGGGAAGUGCCUGUACUAUUUGUGUAAAGGUUAAAAAAAAGAAGAAUGUUUUAAAGAGCCAAUCAAGUGUCUAAGUACUUGAUUUGUUUUCUUUUCUCGUUUGUGUUAACCCUUUACUGCCCAGGGUAUGUUCCCAUACCUAUUUGAAUGCCUAUGUUCCCAAUGUCAAAGGGUUAAAAUGUGCAUGGUGCCUCUCUAAAGCAGGCGUCCUGUUGCGUUCUCUUUGAGAGCAAGGGAGCCCAGUCACACCCCUAGGAUAGACAUUGUGUGAAGCUUGACUCCUGCACAGUAUUGCAUUGUACACCUCCACAUGUCCUCAACCAAUGCAGGCAAGAACAGUCAUGCAGUCUGUGCAUUAAGAUACACAUGGUCUCUAAAUAAGUCUUUUGUUUGCAUGCACUGUAUAAAAAGACAUCUAUUGCUGGAUUUUCUUGACUUUGGGUCUCAAAAUGACACCAGCCUCUUGAAUGUUGGUAAUAAUCCUUUAACCCUUUCAGGACCAGACUUUUUGUUUGCCUGCUGUCUGCAGUCCGUCAUGGAGGAUUGCUAAAGCAUUUUAAGAAGAAUUAAUCCCCCUUUCCACAGCAUUUACUUUGCAUUGGUCCCUCGCUAACUUUGCCAAAUAUUUUUACUCUGGCCUUCAUGGGAACUAUGUACAAUCUUCCGCAGGGUAAACUCCCCGGUCUAAACAGUUGAGACCCUGAGCCAGCAGUCUGGGAACGUGACUUUCGGAAGCACCCCAGAUAGUAACAGCAUCUCUCCUCUUGUGACGUUGUGUGAAAGAAAAAGAACUGUCACAUAAAAUUUAAAUGUUGAAAAGUAAUUACAAUAUUUGUUCAGGCAAUCACCUACUUACUAAGAGGCUCUCUGUCUGCUGUAUACUGUUUUCCAGACCAGCCAGUAUCUGGUUUGGGAGAGUAGCUGCUGCAUUUCUGCCAUUCUACCAGCAGGUUUCUCUCGUGGGCAAUGCUAUAUGAGAAGAUGUACAGCGUUGUGCGUACAUUUAACAUCCAACACCAGUGUAUCUUAGAAGAAUCUGUUUACAGUGUUUCCUUACAGCAAUUAAUACAAGUAUUUAUACAAUUACGUGGGCCAUUUUAAGUUGUGUACCAGAAUUUUAUCCAUCAGAUUCUAGUCGUAUCCGUACUUAAUUUCUGUAAACGAUAAUGGGACUGUGGUCUGGAUUAAAUCAAAAUUAUGCAGGAUCCAUCGCCAUUAUAAUAGCUAUAACAACACCAUAAACAAAGCCCAUGUGUUUCCAUUGCUUUAUUAUAUGGUCUCUUGAUGGUGGUGUUUCUUAACAUACCCCUACAAAUACCCAUUUGUGACCAGAAAGAAUCACAGGAGUUCUUGUAACUUAUAGAUGCCUGUCUGUACUGUGAAGCAAAUAGUGAACAAUGGUAAACAGUUGUAUUAUUAUUAUUAUUAUUAUUAUUAUUAUUAUUAUUAAUUUUACAGAAACACCAUUUCAGUACAAUAGUACAUCUGCUGUAGGUUGUUCAAACUGUUAACAAUUUGUUUUGUGUAAAUUGUUUGUAGCCAUUACAUUUUUAAUUGUUUUGUGUGAAUGUUGUGACUCUAUCGUUUUACUACACUGUGGCCAUACCAUGUCCUUCCCCUGGUCUGUGUAUUACUGGCAGUGUUUGCUGUGGGAUCCAUUUUAGGAUCUGAAUCAUUCCUACUUCUAAUCAUUGUACUGCUUUACAUUUUCUGCAAUAAAACAUUCAUGAAAUAAA